This is a messenger RNA of Manduca sexta (tobacco hornworm), 1813 nucleotides long. RefSeq names its product synaptic vesicle glycoprotein 2A. The transcript has 11 exons. The coding region runs from base 176 to 1705 and encodes 509 amino acids. Gene Ontology annotation, molecular function: transmembrane transporter activity. The record is from RefSeq and is a predicted model, not a curated record. NCBI's taxonomy places the organism in Eukaryota, Metazoa, Arthropoda, Insecta, Lepidoptera, Sphingidae. Gene Ontology annotation, biological process: transmembrane transport.
UUGAUCAGCCAGUGCGUGCCGUAUCCCCGCAGAGCGCAGACGCGUACCCUGAUAUGUAACGUAAAUAAAUGACAUAUAUUUAGUCGUUUAUGUGGCAUUUUUUAAAACAACUUUAAAUGACAUAUAAUUCAUUUGAGGGACAAUUUUAAAUAGGCCUUGUAAUAGUGUUGUGAAAAUGAAAGAAGAAAAUAAAUCCGAUGUCGAAAAAAGUUCUGGCAAAGCCAACGAACUGAGCUUUGAAGAAGCUUUCGAAUUGACUGGCCAUGGCAAAUUCAACCACCUGGUGCUGUUCACAUGCGGGCUGAUAAUGCUGAACGUGUCGAUGGAAUCGGUCGGGAUGAGUUACGCGAUCACGGCUGCGGAGUGCGAGCUGGAGCUCACCAGCAGGCAUAAGGGGCUUGUGAAUGCUGCUGCUUUUAUUGGUAUAAUCAGCACGUCAUUCCUCUGGGGCUACCUUGGAGACAGGCUAGGUCGUCGAGCAGUCAUGCUGCCCUCCAUACUCGCGUCAGCAGUGUUUUCAGUAGCCUCCUCAUUCUCUACUAAUGUAUGGAUGCUGUUGGUGUUGAGGAUAUUAACGGGAUGCUUAAUAUCGGCAUCAAGUGCAACAGUUUACGCAUAUUUGGGCGAGCUCCACGUAAACUCGAGACGAGCUGCCGCCAUCGCGUGGGGUUCCGCCUUCAUUUCCUUCUCAUUUAUAAUUUUACCAGGUUUAGCCUGGGUAAUUAUUCCGGGGAAAUGGACGUUCAACCUGGCCUGCAUGCAGAUCGUACCCUGGCGCGCCUUUAUAUGGAGCUGGUGUCUGCCGGGGUUGGUGGCUGCGGUAAUGCUAUUGGCUCUACCAGAGAGCCCGAAGUACCUCCUAGCGUCCAAAGGUCCCGAUGCAGCCCUACCAGUGCUCGCUAAAAUGUACGAGUGGAACCAUGGGGCGAAUAAUAAAUUCCCUGUGGAAAAGAUCUCAAACACCAGCGCGGAUAUGAACAAGUCCGGCUCAGGGUUCGUUGGCGCCGUGAAGAAUAUAGCGCAGAUGUUCAAGCCGCCACUACUGCGCUGCGUCAUCAUAUCACACGUCUCCAUGUUCGCUGUCUUCAUGUUAUCUAGCGGCUUGUACGUGUGGGUUCCAGAUAUACUAAACAACAUUUUGCACGGCGCGGACCAGAUCAGCGUCUGUCAGAUUAUUUCUGACAAAUUCGCUAAUGCCACUUUAUCGUCAAAAGACGCGUGCCACGCCGAAGUAUCUGUAUCCGUGUUUCCAAUCUCGAUGGCCAUGGGCGCCGUGUUCGCGAUCACCUAUCUGUCAAUUGGAGUUUUCAUCAACAAAAUUGGCAGGAAAAGUUUAUACUGUGGUAUUAUGUUUAUAUGCGGUAUCGCGACGGUGGCCGCGGCGUUCGUGCCUCACGGCGGCGCUGCUACUGCCCUAAUCAUCCUUUGCCUCUGCUCUGGAUGUGCUGCCUCGAUCCUCGCCGCGAUCGCUGUUGAUGUGUUCCCGACUAGUUUGCGAGCUAUGGCGAUGUGCAUGAUGUAUAUGGUGGGUCGGUCGGGGGCGGCAGUGGGUUCGAACCUGCUCGGCGUGACGCUCGACACGCACUGCCACAUGGCUUUCACUGGCUUCGGGGUAUUUAUUGCAGGAUCUGCAUUUCUGAUGUUCUUCUGGCCAAAACCGGAAAAAGUGAGGGCAGAGAUGGAACAACAAGGCUUCUCAUAUUAAACGGAUGCAUGAUAUUUGAUUAAUGAUAAGUUAUAAGACUGAUACAAUUACUUUGUAAUUGUAAGUGUUCGUUCCAUUAAUUAAUUAAACUUACUCUACUUAUUUACU